AUAGCGGAGGGGACAAACUUGUUGAUGUUGAGUUGGCAGUUUGGCUUCAAUGUGAAUUCGUCACAUAUGAGUGUUUUUCCUCAAAUCUGCACCUUGCAUGUAGGCGUCUUGAAUCUGAGCGCAUAAUUCACACCCAGCAGAACCUUUUUGUGUCUAUGCCGUUAUCACAGAGCGGCGUCGCGACGUUACGGUCUGGGGGGGACUCAGCCCACCGUGGGUAUCACUUAAACCUAUUUGUAUUCUCUUGGUUUUUAAUUCUUGUAGUGCUGGACGGACUGAUGCGGCGGCUGCCAUGACACUAAGAAGAGUAAAUGGAGUCCUGCUCGUUCUACUGGCUGUAGCCAUACUGAUCAUAGUUCAUCGAAACCUCCUGAACCUCAGUGACUUCUUAGACAGAGAAAACCCAGAUGCUGGACAGAUUCUUCCUUUCGAGGCGGAGUUGUCUCCUGGUGUCGGGGAAAAGACGGAAAGGAAAAGAGACGGGAUUCCUGUCCUCAUCACUGCCACAGAGGACAGGCUUGGGGCUGUGAUAGUUGCAAUGAACAGCGUCUCCCAGAACAGCAAAGCCAACGUGGUCUUCACUAUUGUGACCCUGAAUGAUACAGUUGAUCACCUAAAGGCGUGGAUAAGCAAGACAACGUUAAAAAAUGUCAAAUAUAAAAUAGUUAUUUUCCAACCAGAGCUUCUGAAUGGGAAGUUGUCAAAAGAUCCUAAAAUGCUGGAAGCUGCAAAACCAUUGACUUUUGCCAGGUUUUAUCUGCCUAUGUACAUACCUGAGGUAGAGAAGGCGAUCUAUCUCGAUGAUGACGUUGUUGUACAAGGAGACAUUCAAGAGCUUUAUGAAAUGAACCUGAAACCAGGACAUGCAGCUGCCUUCUCUGAUGAUUGUGACUCAGCGUCUGCUAAGGGCAUCAUACGAGGAGCUGGAAAUCAGAACAACUACAUGGGUUUCCUGGACUUUAAAAAGGAGGCUAUUAAAAAACUGGGGAUGAAGGCCAACACAUGCUCCUUUAAUCCAGGAGUCAUUGUUGCAAACCUGACCGAGUGGAAGAACCAAAACAUCACCCAGCAGCUGGAGAAGUGGAUGGAGCUCAACUCUCAGGAGGAUCUGUACAGUAACACACUUGCAGAAAGCAUUACAACCCCUCCACUUCUCAUCGUCUUUUAUAAACGUCACUCCUCCAUCAACCCGAUGUGGCAUGUGAGACACCUGGGUAUCACAGGUGCUGGAAAUCGCUACUCUCCCCAGUAUGUGAGCACUGCUAAACUGCUGCAUUGGAAUGGACAUUAUAAGCCCUGGGGGAGGACAUCGUCCUUCUCUGGCGUGUGGGACCAGUGGUUCAUUCCUGAUCCCACAGGGAAGUUUCAUCCCGUGCGAAGACACGCAGACUGAAAAAUUACUCUUCGGAGACCUUUGGACCAACGCAGUCCCUGGCAGAACACAGUGUGGCUCCUUUCACCUCAGGAACUAAGCAGCCAGCAGUCUUAUUCGUCAUUUUGUGGGCCUCUUCACUCUGACAUUAUCUUGAACACAGAUGCCUGUUUUUACAAAAUGUUUUCCUUGCAAUGACUCCAACUUGUCUGAUUAAACCCGAGUUUCUUUUACCACAUAUAAUACAUCAUCAAUCAUAUGAUACAGCAUUACAUAAUGUUUUAGAGUUUCUCAGGCCUUUGAGACCAUAUUUGACCAUAGAUUUAUUCUUUUUGUUUAGGAAUCCCAUGGCCACAUGACCUUUAGAGUGGUGUUUUAGGUGCUGUGACUCACACAGAUCAGUUACUGCCUCACAAGUGCACUAAAAUGAAGCGGUUACCAUUUUCACAACUUUAGAGUCUUUAAUAUUUUGCAUACCUAAUUAGUGGGAGAUAACCACAUACAGCUUAAAGCUUGUCAUAUUUGUUGGUCCUCAGAUUAGCUUUGACACAGAAGUUAAACUCCAAGCUAAAAAAGGAACUAAACAAAAACAAUUUAAUCUAAAUUUAAGAUUAAAUUAUUUUAUGUUUGUUAAACUGCAGGAAGGCUGCCAAGAGAAAUGGUCAUCACUGUGCAAAGAUUUUAUGCCCAUUUAUUGUCAUUGCUUAAUUAUAGCCUUAAUAGAACCAUAACUGUUGCUAAAUGAUAGCUUAGUGUAAGAUAAAGGGUUUUUCUGUUUACAGAGCAGUAAUGAUCUAGUUGCCAAUGUGUAUAUAUGUCUGCUUACCUCCUCCCUGGUAACUCUUCCAAAGGCUAAUGUCAGUGCUUAAAAUACUUUAGGAUUUUUUUUUUUUGCACACAAGAUUUAUCCAACCUCUACUUUUUUUUUUUUUAACCAGUAUUUAAAAACCUCAAGUUGACCACUUUAAAUACAACCUCAAACUUUUUCCCCAACUAUGCUGGUGUAAGAAUGAACACUAACAUUCCUUGUUACACUGUGGAUUUUUAAUGAUCAGACCACUAACCUCUGCGUUGCCUCGGCAUUUGCACAAAUACUGCAUGCCUUGUUUGCUUUUUAAGUAGUUUGCUUUUCUGUUUUGUACAAUACCAAUAAAAUAUAUUUGCUGUUU
Molecule: messenger RNA, 2541 nt
Organism: Xiphophorus maculatus (southern platyfish)
Lineage: Eukaryota; Metazoa; Chordata; Actinopteri; Cyprinodontiformes; Poeciliidae
Gene: glt8d1
Product: glycosyltransferase 8 domain containing 1
Exons: 9
Coding region: 293-1393 (366 amino acids)
Cellular component (GO): Golgi apparatus
Molecular function (GO): glycosyltransferase activity
Source: RefSeq, a predicted model, not a curated record